Messenger RNA from Nicotiana tabacum (common tobacco), 1548 nucleotides. The record is from RefSeq and is a predicted model, not a curated record. NCBI's taxonomy places the organism in Eukaryota, Viridiplantae, Streptophyta, Magnoliopsida, Solanales, Solanaceae.
AUGGCUGAGGCGGGGGCAGAGGCUGAAGGCAUAGUGGCCCUCCUCUUCCGGAAGGAGGACUUACAUCGUGUGGACUGCUUUGAUCAAAAUAUUUCUCAGGCAGAUAAUGAAGCUUUGUGUGUUAUUCCAAAUGAAGAUGAGAUUAGGAGAGCUAUUUUUUGUCUUAAUUCCAGUAGUGCUCUCGGGCCAGAUGGAUUUGGUGCGCUUCGUCUCUCCGGUGGCUGUGGUAUGCAAGCCUACAUAGUCUCUAGCUUGGAGAUCGAUGAUCAAGGAUUUUACCAUUUAAAACUAGAAGAUGAAUCUAAAAAGUUAACAGCAUUCACAGUACCACAAGGAUUUUACGAAUGGAACAUUACUUAUCAAGACAAAGGUACUCAAACUGAUGAGAACCAAGAACCAAAAGAUACAUUUGCAAUCCUUACUACUCUAUCCUUACAGAUGGAGAGUAUGGGAAAAAGAUUACAACAGCUAGAAAGUCAGCAGCAUGACUAUAAAAAUGCGGAGCUAAGUCGAUCGGAAGACUCUAAACUUCCAGAGGUAGAAGGAGACGUUGGGAAACUCCAUAAAACCCAUGACAAAGUUUGUUUAACUACAGCUGCAGGCACAAGCAAACAAGUUAACAAGAAGCUACAUACCAAUGUAAACCUAAACAGCGUAUUUGAUAAGCCAUUUACAUCAAAAAAGCCAAAAGAAGCAAUAGUUAUAACCCCACAAAUUACAACCUAUGCUAAUAGCCUACACCACAACAAAAGGGUAUAUAACCAUAUUACCCAAACGUAUAUUGAGAAUAUAUAUAAAAUUCAGACAUUUCUGAACCUAAACCCCAGAUCAACUACUACUUCUGAUCCAACACAGGAUUAUGUAACCCAAAAACUACAGGGAUAUAAUAGGCUAAUAGCCCAACCAAAAACAAAGGCCAACCUAGUAAAAACAUGUUACAACUACGGACUACUUAGCACUGUAUAUACCCACGACGGAGAAGAAAUAAUUGGAAUACCAGAACUAUACAAAGCAUUUGUCACUUUCAAAAGAAUUACAAAGUGUAACUUAUUCUUCAUCAAAUUCUAUACAACACCAGCUGAAAUACUAUAUGAUGAAAUAAAACCCAUUAUACAAGUGAUAAAGAUAGGACUAACACGAGAUAUGAUAAUACCUGAAGAAAUAGAGCGACAACCGGAGAUACAGAAAAUGGAGAUACCAAGUUUCUAUGCCAACAAAAGAAUAAUUGGUAUAGCAACUAUUAUUCAAGAAUUAGCUAACAAUUAUCUACAAGGAAAUGCUAUCUGGAGUUAUUAUUCCAGAGACCAGUUAAUGAUAUAUGCCAACUCAAAGGAACUACGACAAGGAGAUAUGGAUGAAGUCCAGAAAUGGAUUUUGUCAUUAUUAAAGCCAGAAAUACAACCAACUACCAGAGCAUUGAAGAAAGAAUUUAUUUCAAACGAGUUAUUGACAAGAUACUGUAAACUAGUAGGACACAAAUAUCCAGACCACAUAUGUUCAAAGUGCAGCGGAGAUGAUAACUAUGUACCAGAAGUCCAACUAGAAUGA